Molecule: messenger RNA, 2040 nt
Organism: Hyla sarda
Lineage: Eukaryota; Metazoa; Chordata; Amphibia; Anura; Hylidae
Product: 5-hydroxytryptamine receptor 3A-like
Exons: 9
Coding region: 1-1410 (469 amino acids)
Biological process (GO): regulation of membrane potential; chemical synaptic transmission; monoatomic ion transmembrane transport
Cellular component (GO): neuron projection; synapse; postsynaptic membrane
Molecular function (GO): extracellular ligand-gated monoatomic ion channel activity; neurotransmitter receptor activity; transmembrane signaling receptor activity
Source: RefSeq, a predicted model, not a curated record
AUGGGUGUAUACUGGAUCCAGAACAGCAUCUUCUUCCUUAUUCUUCUCUGUUCAGGGACCCAAGAAACAUCCAACUUCCAAAAGUCAAAUUCAACUGAAGUGCGCCUUUUACAUUCCCUUAUGAAUGGGUAUGAAGCCAAAGUGAGACCUGUUCAGGACUGGAAAACGGUCAUCAAUGUCCAUGUAGACAUUACUAUUUAUGCUAUUCUCUCUGUAGAAGAGAAAAAUCAGCUGCUGACUACUUACUUUGUAUAUAAUCGGUACUGGAAAGAUGAAUUUCUACAAUGGAAUCCAAGGGACUUUGACAAUAUGACAAUUAUUUCCAUCCCUAAGGAGAACAUAUGGGUACCGGAUAUAAUGAUUAAUGAAUUUGUGGACUCAGGAAAACCCUUGGGACAUAGUUUUGUCUAUAUUAAAAAUACAGGACUGGUAAAAUUCCAAAAAACAAACAGGGUUUCUACCAUGUGCAUGUUUCACACCUACUUCUUCCCUUUUGAUGCCCACAACUGUACUUUAAGUUUUCGCAGCCAACUACACACAACCAAACACAUCAAUAUGUCGAUAGGGAGAACAGCUAAAGAUGUGAAGAAGGAGCUGAGUAAGUUUUAUAAUCAAGGAGAAUGGGAGCUUGUCAAAGUAUAUUCCACCUACACGUUAGAGACUGAUGAAGAUGAAGAAUUUGCAAUGCUGAUGUUUCACAUCAUCUUUAAAAGACAUCCACUGUACUAUGUUGUAAACCUGAUUAUUCCCAGCAUAUUGCUCAUGAUUUUGGACAUUAUUGGAUUCUACCUCCCUAUUGAGAGCGGAGAGAGGAUUACAUUCAAGGUUACUCUACUACUGGGUUAUUCAGUAUUCCUCAUCAUAGUUACGGAUGCAUUACCGGCUUCCGCCCACACUACUCCUAUAAUAGAUUCUUAUUUCUUGGUCUGUAUGGCUUUAUUUGCGAUAAGCUUGAUGGAAAGUAUUUUUAUAGUUCGAAUAGUCAGUAAGAAAAAUAUCAAGACUAAAGUACCCACGUGGAUCAAAACUUUGGUUCUAGAAAAAAUAAGUAUCCUGGUUUGUAUGAAAGACAAAAACUGGCCCAUUAAGACAGCACAGAAGUUUUCUGAUACACCACAAGAUAUGGAGACCUGCAGUAAUGAUGAACUGACUAAAUACAAUGAAAACAGCGACACAGCCACACAGACACCUGCAGUGACUAAGAAACGUACAGAGAUACUGGAUAGCAUCUUCAAUGAGAUUGUGACCAUCCGGCAGUAUAUUAAGCACCAAAAUGAGGAGAGAACGUCCAAGGAAUGGCUGCUAGUCGGAUAUGUGCUUGAUAAGUUUCUUUUUUGGGUUUAUCUGAUAACAGUGAUGUCUUAUACUGUUACCAUGGCCAUAUGUUGGUCUUAUCAUAUAGCUGUAUAAGCUCUAAAAAUAAAAAGUUAGAUCAUUUCAAUUUUUCACAUUAAUAGUACAAGUAGAUAUCAGAAAUUUUACAACUUAUCUUACUAUUUAAACAUCUUAUUUUAGUAGCCUUUUGUCCCUAUUUCCCUGCUCCCUGUAGAUGUUUAGAAACCUUCUUAGUCCCAUAACACAGUAAACAAGGAAGAGGGGAGAGGAGGGGCUGCAGCUGAAACAGUAUGUCUUCUUUUUGUGUUUGUGGUUCUGCAAGCAAAGAAAAUAAAGUGGGAUCGGUACAGGUUGGUUGGUCCAGAAAACAGAAAGACACCGUCCACUCCAAAGGCAUGAAAGGAAAAAAAUAUGUAGGAUACAUACAACAUACCAUUCUACACUUGUAAUAUACAGAUGCCUAAAGAGUGGUUACCAAACUACGGUCAAUGAAUAAUAAUAAUAAUAAUAAUACCUUCUCAAUUCACUGUCAACCAAUGGAAUCCACAACAUGACUUAACAUUUUUUAUACUAAGGAAAAAUGUAUCAGCUUUUCCUGGAAAAUGUAGUCGACUGUUUAAGAAAAUGUUCUCAAGUAUAUAAUUUAAUAUGUCCCUAUAUGUGAAACUAUGGAGCUAUUAAGUAUAUUAAGAAAACAAUUUAUGA